AUGCUCUCAAAGAAUCUCUGGCAGAGGCUUCUUUGGGGAAUACAUUCGUGGUUUGCACAGGAGAAACUGUGUCGGAAUUUCUUGUUGCUUCAAGUGCUGGGAAUGGCUGUACCUAGCCUAUUAGCAACGAGUGUUUGCAAGAUCUGUAACAUGGGAUUGGAGGCUGAAGCAUUUGAGCUUUCUUAUCCCUUGCUCAAGCAAUUGCACAAGUAUGAUAUUACCAACUGGAAAGAGGAACUAAAUAUUGGCUGGAAGAGGUACGAUGAUUGUGCCAUCAACAAUGAAACUUAUUUCUUUAAACAGCUAAAAUAUCUCCAGGACAUGACCAGGUUUUAUGUGGCUCGGCACCCUCUACUCCUGCAAUCAAGGAUGCAUGAACAGGAAUACUACAACAGCUUCUCUCACUUGCUGUUUGUGGAUGAGGAAACCUCUGAGUUUGAUUACCUAAAGCAUGUCCAAAACCCAAAAGCUCUCAAGUUGACUCAUGCUGCAGAUAUAGACCACAUUAUAAGUAUAUGCAAAGUACUAAAUCCGAAGCAAGAGCGGGGGAACAUGCUGAUAAUAAUCAAAUUGAGUCCUCCUUUGCUGCAUGACCUAGAUGCAUACAUCGGAAAAAUGAAAGAAGAGGGAAUUGUAGUCACAUGGCUUCUAGAUCCUCUUGUGACUGUUCCUAAAGGACAUGAAGUGAUAACAUGGUCACUUGGAAAAAGUUUGGAGAAAUUGAGGCCCAUUUGCAAUAUCCUUGGUCGUUCGGGAUACAAUCUCGGAGGCUUUUACAUGGAGACUACUGGGGAUGAAAGCGAGUGCAAGCUUUACCAUGAGACUAUAAUGAAAAACCAAUCGAGACUCGAUGUGGAGCUCUCUCUUGCUGCACUGGAAGAGCUAGGACUGGCACGUUUCACCAUAUAUCGAACCGGAGGAGGCUGGUUGAGGAUGAAUUAGAUUGAUCAUUGAUACUUAUUAUUUCUAGUAGUAUUUUAGCACUCUCUAACACUCUAUAUAGACAUAUA
Durio zibethinus is the source of this 1010-nucleotide messenger RNA. RefSeq lists its product as uncharacterized. The record is from RefSeq and is a predicted model, not a curated record. Lineage: Eukaryota; Viridiplantae; Streptophyta; Magnoliopsida; Malvales; Malvaceae.